GAGUGGAGUGUUACAUACAGCCCUACACACAUCUGUGCUCUGGAGGGAUCAUCCGUUAGCAUGUCCUGCUCUUACACCUACCCCAGUUAUCUUAGAGUUAAAGAAACUUUCUGGACAAACCAGUACAAGUACUCAGUCAAUUCUGAUUUAUCAAAAAAUGUAAUUUACAAGCAAAGGGUCACAUUGGACAGUAAAAAUAAACACAGGGAGGGCUCUCUGAACAUGAUUCAACUAACCAAAGCAGAUCAACAGUAUCAGUAUUACUGUAGGAUUACCACCAAUGUAGACAAUCAGAAAAUGACAGGCAUACCAGGAAUUUCUUUGAAAAUAACUGAUCUGCAGAUUGUUUCAACUAGCGAAGAAAGAGUGACUGAGGGAGAUCAUGUGACUCUCACCUGCAACACCACCUGCACUCUGACUGGAAGCCCUUCAUUCAUCUGGAGCAAAGAUGGACGUCCUGUAGAGAGGAACAUCAUCAACAACCAGCUGCAGCUCCACCCAGUCAGCAGAGAAGAUGAGGGCAACUACACCUGUGCUGUUAGAGGCCAUGAGGGUCUCCCAUCUCCACGUUACAGGCUCCAAGUGAUGUAUCCUCCAAAGAACACAACAAUUGUGUCUGCUCCAUCUGGUGAAAUAACUGUGGGAACUAGAGUGACUCUGACCUGCAUGAGUGAAGCUGACCCACCAGUACACACAUACACCUGGAUCAAGAAGAGUGGAGCUGUAGAACUGAAGUCAGGAAAGGAGAACACACUCACCUUCAGCAAGAUCCGUUCUGAGGACAGUGGAGAGUAUCUCUGUCGAGCAGACAAUACGAUUGGUCAUCAGAACUCUCCUGCUGUGUCAAUCAAGGUGUUAUAUCCUCCAAAUAACACAACAAUUGUGUCUGAUCCAUCUGGUGAAAUACCAGAUGGAGGUAAUGUGACUCUGACCUGCAUGAGUGAAGCUGACCCACCAGUACACACAUACACCUGGAUCAAGAAGAGUGGAGCUGUAGAACUGAAGUCAGGAAAGGAGAACACACUCACCUUCAGCAAGAUCCGUUCUGAGGACAGUGGAGAGUAUCUCUGUCGAGCAGCCAAUAGGAUUGGUCAUCAGGACUCUUCUGCUGUGCCUGUCCAGGUUUUAUCUAUGUCCCAUGACCGGACCAUAUUGAUAGCUGUUCUGGCUGGAGUGGCGGUCUGUGUAGGUGUGGCUUUGCUCUGUGUCAUGUGCAGAUUGAGGCAAAGUAAAAACGUGCCAACAAACAGUAAUAGGACACCAGGUGAUGAAAACCACCAGGAUGAUGAUGUCCUGUAUGCCACCAUUGAUUUCAAGAGGUCUGGGCAGAGCAGAGCUGCUGGUCACCUCAAUGUUGCGGCUGCAGGAGGAGCAGAGGAUGAUGUCCAGUACUCCACCAUCCAGCCCCACGGCUCAACACAGACUGCAGGAGGAGCAGAGGAUGAUGUCCAGUACUCCACCAUCCAGCCCCACGGCUCCAGACAGACUGCAGGAGCUCAGGGGGAUGACGAUGUCCAGUACUCGAGUGUCCACUUCAAAAAGGCAGCUGGUGUCAAAGGUUCUCCUGACCAGCCAGAGGGGGAGCUCUCUGUGAUCUACAGCAGUGUUCAUAUGAGAGCAUAAAGUAAAUCGUUGGAGGAAACAGCCAUUAGCAAAUGUGUUAAAGAAAAUCCAUAACCUAAGCUCAGGUAGUGCUGAAGGGUUUAUAGGACUGUAUGCCUGCUUUUUGUUUUUAAUGUUAUUGAAUUUAUGAAGAUGCAUGAUUGACUGUAUAUUAAA
Molecule: messenger RNA, 1779 nt
Organism: Alosa alosa (allis shad)
Lineage: Eukaryota; Metazoa; Chordata; Actinopteri; Clupeiformes; Clupeidae
Product: B-cell receptor CD22-like
Exons: 8
Coding region: 61-1623 (520 amino acids)
Source: RefSeq, a predicted model, not a curated record